This is a messenger RNA of Phytophthora nicotianae INRA-310, 5563 nucleotides long. RefSeq lists its product as hypothetical. The record is from RefSeq and is a predicted model, not a curated record. The transcript is spliced from 4 exons. NCBI's taxonomy places the organism in Eukaryota, Oomycota, Peronosporomycetes, Peronosporales, Peronosporaceae. Bases 1 to 4293 code for a protein of 1430 amino acids.
AUGAGUCUCUCAGGACGGCAGCAGAUUCUGUUGAGUAUCUAUGGAGCAAUUAAUGAUGGCAAGAAAAAGGCAUUGAAGAAGCCACAACGUCCUAGUACCAGCUCCGCACUCGUCCGACGACCGAGCAGUGCUCGGCGUCCUGCACCUUUCGUCCGCACUGACAGCAAGGAGCGGCAACAUGGUGAUGAAGAAAAUAAAACCAAACAACCUAACGGAGACCAAAUAGAAAUCGCGCCGACUCCAUCGUCUUUUGAAGCCCGUAUGAGCUUUGCCGAAGACGAGAAAGUAACAGCAAUACCGAAACCCGCCUCUCAAAGGUUUGUGCAGUGUAAUGGAGAGGGGAAACAGAAAAUGGAGGCGAUCACAGGCGGACGCAGUGAAAAUGUUGCAUCUGUUAGCAAAGGAACCAAUGCUGCUGCUGUAAUCAAAGAUGGUGCUGUCAUUUCGCUGUACGGGGAUGGAUUUCUUGAGAUUCCGCUAUCAAAAGGUCCAGAAGGUAAAGAAUCGUCAAGACUGCUUGGUAGUAGUGGGUUUUCUAUCACUAUGUCAUUAUUCAAAGCCGCUGACACAGAAAAGCACAAAGCACGAGUUGAAAAGGACGGAGCUCGACAUACAACUCCAGAACUGGACGAUACUGGAGACUUCGUGCGGUGGCUCUGCUGCGGCAGCACAGACAGAAGUGUAUUUGGCUGCUUUGCUAACCAGGAUGAAGGAAGCGAAGGUAUACGCAAGCCGGGUUGUUUAUUAAACGAUUUUCAAGUGACUUCUGCCAUGUCUGGAGUAGGACCAGGCAAGUCGACGCCGAGAUUGUUGUGUGCUAAGCUUCACGAAUACAGUGUCCAGCGAAGUCACGAUCAUGUUUGCCGAUCACACGUCGAGUACGAGCAAAAAACCAGUGCUCUUAUUGCUAGUAUCGAACAAAUGAGUCCUUUACUUACGGUUGUGGUGAAUUCUCGCUCACCGAUUGGAUCUUUUGAGAUUUCAAUGGAACUUACACGUGCUGCAGGGAGAAGCCCCGUUGUUGUAAUGCUACAUUCGAUGAAUAUAUCUGGCUGUUUCCCGAAGCUGGAAGAUAUCAAGAAGAAGAUCGAGUCUAUCGUGUUAUUCGAGGCGAAGCGAUCUCCAGGCGAAGAAAUUCAGAUCCAGGCGUUCCGUCAUUUGCUCGCAGUAGCUGGCCAAUCACGUCACAACAGAGAACGAAUAUUCAUGGAAUCAGUGAUCAACCGAAAGCUAGUGUUGACUGAGCGAAAAGUGGCUGCAGAGUUCGAGAAGAUUGGCUUUUUCUUCGCAUCAACAGAGUUGCAAGAGGUCGUGAGUUAUCUUAAACGUAUCCAGGACAAUUAUUCCCGAACACAUAACCAUCGUAUGGAUGAUCUGCCGAGUUUGUCGAUGCUGACGCCAACUCCAACAGGACUGUACACGCUCCCGUUUAUGAAUACUUUGCUAGUGUCUUCGACUAUGAUGUGCGAUAAUGGCGGUCCGAGAUCACCGUGGCGGUUCGUUUGUGUUCUCGUUGACCACGAUUUCCAGCUCGUUGAUUUCGUUCACGAAGGGUGUCCUGUAACAAAACGAGGGGGUAUUUCUUAUCGUCAGGGCCAGUCAACCUACAACGGCAUCGUGGAUCGCUUAUACCUUCGCCUCACCGCUUUGUCCAACAGAGUUUUUUGCGUUCUGUUCUCUUUGCAAAAGAUCACGGAAGACGAAAGUACCAAUAUCAGUGGCCCAAAUUUUACAAGAAACAUGUCAAAAGUGCGGAUCCAAAUUGAAAAUGUGGAAGAGCAUCAAGUUUUGGGCAUGUUUGAUACAAAACCACAUGCGAAGUGUCGAUGGUUUACCUUGGCUGCAGUAUAUCGAUCGAAGAAAAACAAUCAGUGGAAACUCCAGGCCAUCGGAGGGUGUGGAAGUGCAACCUCUAUCUAUGCUGGUGUUGACGAAUUAAACGUGUUACUCGCGGAGUUGAGAAUCAUCCAAACUUACGAAAUCAGAGUAUAUUACAUCGAAACUGGAGCUGAAAACGAACACUCAACAACGGAGAAUCACGAGAGUCGAGAUUUUGUUCGUCGUCUGGCAAAAAACAUUCGCUUUGGUCGAAAUGGUCGUAUCGUGCUGGUUCCGGUACUGGAAAGUAGCGACAAGCUAAGUAACAUUCGCUUUCGGAUAGCAUUGAAGCUGCAAGAAAUGGAACACGAAAUUGACGUCUACACGCACCACAACGCUGCGAAUCGCUCCCUACCGACUAUUCAAUCGGUUUAUCGCACAAUUUUGCGCAUUCUAUCCCAGCAUGGGAUCAAGGAAUGCCUACAACAAAACCCGUUCGCGCCGCAAAACAAAAAAGUAAGAAGGCAUGUCGAGUUUCGAAUCGUGAGUGCUCAGACAAAUGAUCCCGUUGAAAAAGUUCACGUCUUUAUCGAGAAGAACGUCUCGUUUGAUGCUCUAGGCUCGAAUCUGGCAAAAACUGUGCUGCCAACACUGAUGAUGGGGUCUCGACUCAUGUCAAUUCGACGUCGCUUGCAAAAGAAACGAGUCACUGAAAUCACACGAGAGGUGGCGGAAACUUUUGUCUCUGACUGUAUCGCUAAGGCUUUAAAGCGAACAACGAUUGCGACCAGUUUGAAUGUCAAAUUAGUAUCCGUCGUACGUGCACGAGCGUUGUUGAGAAACGUUAUGCGGCAACGAUACGAGAAAAUCAAAAAUGGUAUUAUUGAGCGUGCGCGUAAGAGUGAACAGGCUCGCGAGUUUUCACAGAUUUUCCCGACUCGACUGCAAAAGCUCUUUGCAAAUUCUUUAGAAUUAUCGAAUUCUGAACGGGAUUUACUACGAAAUUCAACAAGAGAAGAGCUUGCAGAACUCGAUCUUAUGCUGCGUGGAAUACCUAUACCGCUAAAGGAAAAGAUGCCAAUGGACGAAAAUUACCUUCUUGAGGAGUGGACCAAGGCUCAAUUUGCAACGGAGAGUCUUGAAGACAACUCAAAGAAUGAAGCGAAUUUAUCGGAGAAUCAAACUUCCUCGGAGGACUCAAGCAAGCCGGAAGAAACAUCGGAUGGAGUAGUCAAAGAUCGCAGACAAGUACUUGUGACGGACAGUGAAGGGAGAGCGAGUUGUCGUCUGGUUCCUGGAAGCUAUUCCCUGUACGUUUUCCAUCUCGACUACUUCGAGUGGACGUCACUUGUUGCAGUCUACCCAACAAUUUCUGCAUCAGGACUCUCUAGUGGCCCUACAACAGCGACAUCUUCGGUCCAGGAAAUCGUGAUCCCACUCGAUGUAUAUCGAUGGACUUAUUCUCUGCAACUUGUGGAUUAUUUCCAUCCUCACGCCAACGUUAAACUUGCUGGUAUUCCGCUUCAAAUCACCAACAAUUGCAGUUCCGAGCGGCAAAUUGUCAUGACCGACUCGAACGGAUGUGCCACGUGGGAUGUGAGCAAAGGUUUGUACGCUGUCGAUGUGCUCCGCGAAUGCAGUUGCGUUCUGUACUCCGCUUUAAAGCAAGUGGUGGUAGACGGUGGUCGGUAUCGCACUUCAAGGACAAUUCCCAUGCCUGUGCUGUUCGGUGGCGUCAAGGUGACUGUGCUAGUAGUUUCCAUCAAAAACACUCAUUCCGAUCUGGCCAACAUAAAAUUCCAUGCUGCUAGCUUUAUUGGAAACAUUGCAAAUGUUACUGUGGAUAAACGACGCAACGCACGAAUUCCUAUUAAAACUGACUUGGCUAUGAAAGAAGAACCUAGCGAAGGUGACGUCUCUGUGGGCAGUUCACGGGUAUUUAAGCUGCGACUUGGCACAUAUCGUCUAAAAGUUACAUCAAAUGAUUACUUUCCAGUGUCGCUGCCAGUGAAAGUUACAUGGGCGAGUAGUAAAACUCAAGCAAAAGAUGGCAAUCGAUAUCUCGGAGUAUUGAGUCCACUGAUCACAACAGAGCGAACAUUUCGCGUAGUGUUGUCAUAUGUGGAUGAAGUGGAGACCAUGGAUUUAAUUCUCGAAGUGUGGAAGGAUAAAGCACUCGUUGGGCAUGUGUGGCGGCAAAACUCGGAUAAUUGCAGUCACGUGGAGCUGGAAAUCAUCAACACUCUUGAAGGGUGCGAGUAUCAGUCUUUUUUACUUCAUUGCCUACAAGGAUUUACGUACAACUGCAUCGUGGCAUCGAAUGUCUCUAUGACACAGUUUUUACGCCUCCAAGUGCAGAUUUAUUCGUCUGCGGGGCUAAUUUACCAGUGCUCGGACCCGCCUUCGAUCGGCGAGUUGUACUGGCACGUUUGUUCCUGGGAUAGUAGCGGCGCGCUGGACUCCACUACUGCGUGAUCUAAUGUUUAGUUCCCAGGGAUGCGAUAACUCGAUUGCAAACCGAAGAGAUGACGUCCAGACCUUCGCUUGCCGCGUUUUCCGAGAGUUGUAGAAUGGUGGCAUAGAUUACAUCCACGUCCACCGACUGGCGAAGAGUAUUCACACUGAGCAAUGCCUCUAGUAGUUCGAGAGUGACAACGACAAGAUCGACGUCUUCUUCGUAAAGCGGCCAGCGAGCAAGCGGCUCGUGUAGAGUCUGGGUGACUGCGUGCGGGUUGGCCAUGCAGAACGAGACCACGUGGAGGAGCAACUUAUGCUCCGCUCGGAUCAAUCCGCACAGAAUCAUGAACGAGUGCACAUUUUCCGAAGACACCACCGGAUCGAGCAAGAAACUGGUGAAAUCGCUGAUCCAUGGAUGCUUUUCCAUCUGAAUUCCCAGUCAAAUAACAGUAUUUUAGUGCGCUUGUCAUCGUCAAAACCUUAUAGCAACGGUACAUACCUGGAAGUCGUCGCUUUCAGCGCAUCCAACGAGUACCGUAGCCACAGCUUCGGUGCGAAGACGCAGAAACUUUCCCCAUUGAGAACCGUCCAGCAUUGAAGGCAGUAAAGGCAGCACCAGUUCAUUUGCCAGCGGAUGAAUGUCCUCACGACAGGCUGCAGCUAUGCGAGUGAGGCCCGACACAAUACGGUUUGCUGUGGACUUGGAAUACCGGUCCAACUGAUUGAUAGCCUGACACAGCGUCACCACGGCAAGUUGACGGCACGAAGCGUACUCUGCACGAGCCUCCGGGACGGUAGACACACGUAGAACAGCCAACACGUCGCCGUACACACGCGGGUCAGCCAGAGUGCCAGCUACGUUGUGCAAAAAAUCCACCUGGGAAGUAAGCAAGUUGGCAGCAUCUGGAUGGUGAAGCCAAGCGAGGAAUGUUUCGACCAGUGUGUGUCGGAUCGCAGAGCAUGCCGCCUUAGCGUUGCGUCGCUCAGCUGAUUGUCUCUUAAAAGAUGUCAGUGCGGUCUAUAGAAUACAAAACGAGCGUGUGAGAAUAGCAGCUCCAACCCGUUCUGAUAAUUUUUUGCUUACCUCAAGGCGAGGCAUCACUGUGCUCAUUGCCUGGAAAGCUCCUUCAAGUGUGGUAGCUGCAAGUUUAUGCUGGAACAAGCAGAUAUCCCGGAUAGACUCAAGCAGAGCGUUGAUAAAAUCAAAGUCAGGAAGAGCGAUCAAUUCUGCGUCAUUCAACCUGAACACGACGUAAAAAUGUCAAUAAAAGAAAGAGAAAGACAACGC